This is a messenger RNA of Xyrauchen texanus (razorback sucker), 1524 nucleotides long. Its product is annotated as runt-related transcription factor 2-like. The coding region runs from base 1 to 1362 and encodes 453 amino acids. The record is from RefSeq and is a predicted model, not a curated record. NCBI's taxonomy places the organism in Eukaryota, Metazoa, Chordata, Actinopteri, Cypriniformes, Catostomidae. Gene Ontology annotation, molecular function: DNA-binding transcription factor activity, RNA polymerase II-specific; ATP binding; RNA polymerase II cis-regulatory region sequence-specific DNA binding. Gene Ontology annotation, biological process: hemopoiesis; regulation of transcription by RNA polymerase II; regulation of cell differentiation. Gene Ontology annotation, cellular component: nucleus. The transcript is spliced from 6 exons.
AUGCGCAUUCCGGUAGAUCCGAGCACCAGCCGCAGGUUCAGUCCGCCGUCCAGCAGCCUUCAGCCGGUGGCGGGGAAGAUGGGCGAUGCGCAGCAGGAGCAGAACGCGGCGGUGCCGAGGCUCAGACAGCACGACAACCGAACCAUGGUGGAGAUCAUCGCGGACCACCCCGCCGAGCUCGUGCGCACGGACAGCCCGAACUUUCUGUGCUCGGUGCUGCCGUCUCACUGGAGGUGUAACAAAACUCUCCCCGUGGCGUUCAAGGUUGUAGCUUUGGGAGAUGUUCCUGAUGGCACCGUGGUAACAGUGAUGGCAGGAAAUGAUGAGAACUACUCAGCAGAACUCCGCAACGCUUCCGCUGUCAUGAAGAAUCAGGUGGCGCGUUUCAACGACCUGAGAUUUGUUGGCAGAAGCGGACGAGGAAAGAGCUUCAUGCUGACAAUCACAGUAUUCACGAAUCCACCCCAAGUGGCGACUUACCACCGCGCCAUAAAGGUCACUGUGGACGGACCACGCGAGCCACGAAGGCACAGACAGAAACUGGAGGACCCCCCUAAACCGCCGCUGUUCUCCGAGCGUCUGAGCGAGUUAGAGCGUUUACGCCAGAGCAGCAUGAGGGUAUCUGUCCAAACCCAGAGUCCCCGUCCGACUCUCAACGCCACGCAGAACUCCUUCAACCCACAAGGGCAAACUCAGAUCUCAGAUCCUAGGCAGGCACAAUCAUCUCCACCCUGGUCGUACGAGCAGCCCUACACCCCAUACCUGAGCCAAAUGACUUCGCCCUCCAUCCACUCCACCACCCCGCUGUCCUCCACCCGCGCCACAGGCCUGCCCUCCAUCAGCGAUGUGCCGAGACGUCUCUCAGGUACGUCGGAUCUAAGCCCAUUUUCAACCGACCCACGUCAGUUCGAGAGGCCGUUUGCGGGCAUCCCCUCCCUCACGGACAGCCGUUUCUCAAGUCCCAGAAUGCACUAUCCUGCAACGUUCACGUACACCCCCACACCGGUCACCUCCGGCAUGUCUUUGGGCAUGUCUGCGACCACCCACUACCACACCUAUCUGCCUCCACCCUACCCUGGCUCCACCCAAAACCAAAGCGGGCCCUUCCAGACCAGCAGCACGCCCUAUCUCUACUAUGGAGCUUCAUCUGGAUCGUACCAAUUCUCAAUGGUUCCGGGGGGAGACAGAUCCCCCUCCAGGAUGCUGCCACCUUGCACUAGUGCUUCUACGGGCAGCACCCUAAUCAACCCCAACCUGCCCAAUCAGGCAGACGGAGGCGAGGCGGAUGGGAGCCACAGCAGCUCGCCCACCGUGCUCAACUCCAACGGCCGGAUAGACGAAUCCGUUUGGCGGCCAUAUUGAGAAGGUCCAGUUGAAUGUGACCUCAACACAGCACUGUUAGCCUUAAGAACGUAGUGCGAGAGAUAUUUGCAUUUGUAAGCAUCAAGGGAAUUCGUUUCGGAAGCACAAACUCUUGUGAGGAAUAAUGGUACACCCGUUGGUACAAAGGUACUUAAUGUUGAA